AUGGCUCUCAGACUCUCUAGGAUUCUCAUGGGUAGCCAAACUCUCUCUCUCUCUCUCUCUCUGUAUUCUCUUCGUGUUGUGUGUGCGGCUGCAAUCAUUGGGUUGUUGAUUUUGGUCAUUAUCAAAAGGGAAGGGCAGGCCAGAGGAACAGAGAAGAUAAAUCUGAUAGAUCCAUGGUUGAGAAAAUUUCUGUUCGAAGCUCCCCAAAGCCUGAACAUCGAUGCAAGGCGUGGGUUACCAACACUUGGGCUCCCACCAUAUCGUGUCUUUACAUUGGAAGAAAUUGAUGAUGCAACAAACAAUUUCGAUGCCACGAAUUUGAUGGGAGAAGGAUCUCAGGGACUGCAGAAGCAGUUGCCCCAAAACUUGGACCAGAGCAUGGAAGCCUUGCCAAAACUGAGGCAUAGGCAUUUGGUUAGCCUUCUUGGACACUGCACUGUCACUUAUCAGGACCAUCCAAUUGCAGCUAGAAAUGUAUUUAUUGUUCUUGAGAACAUCUCAAAUGGCUCUUUGGUGGACCAUCUCACUGGUAAAACUCAAACUAAAAGCAAUUAUCAGAUCACCAAGAAAAGGGUUAAUUAA
Messenger RNA from Prunus armeniaca (apricot), 582 nucleotides. NCBI's taxonomy places the organism in Eukaryota, Viridiplantae, Streptophyta, Magnoliopsida, Rosales, Rosaceae. The record is from the annotation of a GenBank genome assembly.